UAGAGGAAUUUACAUCGUGCUUAUAAGAAGGAGUUCUUCGUUUUCGCCGCCGCCGUCACCAUGGUUGUAGGAUACCCCGGAUACGAAUCUGGAUACCAUUACGGAGGUGAGGAGCAAGGACACGAAGUAAGCUACGAAUCUGACUACGGACACCUUGCUUCUGAGCGCAUCUCCCUCGAAGGUCACCACGACUACGGACACCACGAUGAUGAACUCGUAGACUACUACGCUCCUCCCAAGUAUGCCUUCAAGUAUGGAGUCAAUGACUUCCACACCGGAGAUGUCAAGUCCCAGCACGAAACUCGCGAUGGUGAUGUUGUCAAGGGACAGUACUCCCUCGUUGAGCCCGAUGGCUCUGUCCGUACCGUUGACUACACCGCCGACAAGCACAAUGGCUUCAAUGCCGUCGUGCACACCACGAAAGCCCUCCAUGAUCAUCACGAUCAUCACUACUUGGCUGUCUGCCUCGCCAUCGUCGGUGUUGCUGCUGCUUCCGUUGCUCCUCUUGCCCAUCCUGGCCUCGUUGCCAAGGUCUACGAUGCCCACUAUGCUGGUGACUACUACUCCCACCCACAGUACUCCUUCGACUAUGGAGUUCACGAUAGCCUGAGUGGUGACGUCAAGUCCCAGCACGAAGUCCGUGAUGGUGAUGUUGUCAAGGGACAGUACUCCCUCGUUGAGCCCGAUGGCUCUGUGCGCACCGUCGACUACCACGCUGAUGAUGUCAACGGUUUCAACGCUGUUGUGUCCAAGAGCGCCCCUGCCAUCCACGCUGCUCCCGCUGUUGUUGCCCACGCUGCCCCAGCUGUGGUUGCUCACGCUCCCGCCCCAGCUGUGACUGUUGCCCGUUCCGCCAUUGCCGCCCCUCUGGCUGCUCCCCUUGCCUACAACGCCUACCCCCAUGCCUACCCCUACGGACACGGAUACGUCCAUGGUGCUCCUCUCCUGAGAUCGCACAUUGCCCCAUUCGGCUACGGCUACGGCUACCACUAUUAAGAACCUUCAAGUUUCCCUAAAAAAAACCCUCUCCACCCACCCGAAGCUGCCAUUUAAUAUUUAUUCCUUCGAUCUUUACCCCCGCGACUUUAUAUGUUUCUUGUGACUAACCACCCCCACUUUCCCAACCUUACAAUAUCCUUUUACUUAUUCUUCCACAUGUACACCACGCUCAAGCGCUCUAACCCCGCGACCAAGUCCGAUUUUCCAUGUUGUUUGUGUUCUUCACGCGAUGAGACAUCCGAACCGUGUCCACUGCCAAAAAGCCGAUGCGAAUAAAUCAUGUACAGUC
Molecule: messenger RNA, 1288 nt
Organism: Lutzomyia longipalpis
Lineage: Eukaryota; Metazoa; Arthropoda; Insecta; Diptera; Psychodidae
Product: cuticle protein-like
Exons: 5
Coding region: 61-996 (311 amino acids)
Cellular component (GO): extracellular matrix
Source: RefSeq, a predicted model, not a curated record